Molecule: messenger RNA, 487 nt
Organism: Mus pahari (shrew mouse)
Lineage: Eukaryota; Metazoa; Chordata; Mammalia; Rodentia; Muridae
Gene: Apoc2
Product: apolipoprotein C2
Exons: 4
Coding region: 245-487 (80 amino acids)
Biological process (GO): positive regulation of phospholipid catabolic process; chylomicron remnant clearance; positive regulation of lipoprotein lipase activity
Cellular component (GO): chylomicron; intermediate-density lipoprotein particle; very-low-density lipoprotein particle
Molecular function (GO): phospholipase binding; phospholipase activator activity; lipoprotein lipase activator activity
Source: RefSeq, a predicted model, not a curated record
CAGGUUCCGGCUUGAUGAGAGCAGGAGACUUCCAGGCACCAGGUCAGAUUCAAGAGGCAAAGUCUUAGAGGCCGGCCUGCCACUCCACCCCCCUCUGUGGCUCUGUUGGCCAGGACUUUGGCCUAGGACGGAGCAGCUGCCUGAUAUGGAAGGAGGGGGCCCUCCAGAGCUAUAAAGCCUGCCGACCCACUGGGGUUAGCCAGGAUAGUCCCUUCCUGCCCACUGCAUUCAGGUCCCAGACAGCAUGGGGUCUCGGUUCUUCCUGGCUCUAUUCCUGGUCCUCCUGGUGUUGGGAAAUGAGGUCCAGGGGAACCAGGAAGAGGAUCCAGGCAGCCUGGCUCUGCUGGGCACGGUGCAGGGGUCCCUCUUAAGCUACUGGACCUCUGCCAAGGAGGUUGCCAAAGACCUGUACCAGAAGACAUACCCGAUCAGCAUGGAUGAGAAACUCAGGUGCGAUCCUCCCACUGGGGACAGAUCUCUGGCAUAG